AUGCCCCUGGGCACCGCCAACGACUUCGGGCACAUCCUCGGCUGGGGGCAGAAGUACCCUGGCGACGGGAGGCGCGGCGAGUCGGCCAUGCUGUGCCUGCAGGCCUGGGUCGAGUCGGUGAUCAGCCCCCGCUCGCAGGUCGUCAACUUCGACGUCUUCGGAAUCAUGCCCGAGGCCGGGAAGGAGCACUGCGACUUCAAGCUGUGCGAGCUCACUGGCAGGAAGGGCCGGGACCCGCGGGUCCAGCUGGACGGGCGCUCCCAGAUGCUCAUGACGGAGGCUGCGCUGCCGGUGCCCUUCCUCGUGUGCCUCUACUUCUCCGCCGGCUUCGGCGCCGAGGUGGUGUCGCGGUUCCAGCUCAACCGCAAGGACCGGCCGUGGAAGAACCGGCUGGAGUACGUCAAGCAGGGCGCAGGCAUCGUCACGCAGGCCCGCCCGCCCCAGCUCGGCAACCGCAUGGAAGGCGUGUCCGUGCGCUGCGAGGGCCAGGAGUACUUCCCUCCCAGGAAGGGGGGCUCGGAGGGCCACGGCGAGCGGUACCGGGAGGUCGGCUUCUACAACAUCAACUGGCAGGCCAACAUGAUCCACGGGGCAGACCGCGCCCCCGCGUGCACCCGGCUGUGCGGGACCCGCGAGCCGGUGACGUUCAACGACGGGUGCGUCGACAUGUACCGGAUGAGGUUCCGGUCUUUCCUCAAGAACCCGGGCACGAAGUUCCAGACGGACAAGCGGCGCGACAUGACCCUGCGGCACGUGGGCCGGCCUGGCCAGGGCGUCUUCUUCCAGUGGGACGGCGAGGCGCGCUUCGCCUUCAGCCCGUCGGGGGAGGCCUUCAGCAUCCACGUCCGGAAGGUGCUCAACAUUCGGGUCAUCCCCGUCGUCCUGGGCCACGGCUUCGACCCGAAGAUCACGGGCGACCCCGACAACGGCCGCCCCGCCUCGUUCGCGUUCUGCGGCGACUCGCCGCUGGAGCGGCAGCGGGUGCGCCAGAGGAUGCUCGAGAACGUGCGCGGGGAGCUGGACGCGGCGCUGAACGCCACGAAGGGCGAGAUGAAGGCCGCCGGGCUGCCCUGCGCCGGCGACGCCGGGGCCCGGGGCACAAGAGCGGCUGCCGGCUGUCCCCCGUCUCGCUCGCUGCGAGUUGACCCGGCGGUGUACAGGCUGAUCUCCGCGUGGAUCAGGGCGUGCUCGGUGCAGGUGCUGGCGCUUCAGUCCGCGCUCCUCGGCGCCUUGGGCCCAGCCGCCGACGCCUUGGGGCCCAAGCGCAACGGCAAGGGCAGCAAGGACAAGGAUAAUGACACGGGCCCGCCUGCGACCACCGCCCAGUCGAAGACCGCCCUUGCCGACGCACUGGCGCUGAUCCAGAAGGCCGCCGAGGGCAAAUGCGAGUUCCCGGACGCCAGCCUCGGCGCCAGCGGCAUCGACUUCGUCGUCCAGCUUCGAGCGGGCCAGCAAGGGAGCGCCGACCACAUGCACGUCGACACUGCGGUGCCCGACCUCGAGAUCGAUGACGACCUGGCAGAGCGAGUCGGAAGCAUCCUCGACGGCAUGGGGCGCCCGCCGCGGGGCGGCUCCGCCUACGCUGCGGCGCCGGGGCUGCCGGCGCUCAGCGGGCCGCCUCGCGGGCCCGCGGAGAAGGUGCCCACCACCACAGCCGCAGAGCUGUCGGCCGCGGCGCUGUCCGAGCACGACAGCAAGUACGACGACAUUGCUCGGGGCACGGUCUCGACGAGGUUCAGGCUGCGGGAUCGACGAAAGCAGGAGAGCGCCUGCCAGAUCCGAAGCCACGCGGACAACGUGGGGAAGGAGCACCGCCGCCGGGCGGCGGCGUGGCGCGCCCGGGCGGUCCAGCGCUCGCCCGACAAGGCCCACACCCUGAGCACCGCGUCGGAGAAGCUGACGUACAAGAGGCAGUCGCGCCUGAAGGACGCCAUCGCUCGGAUCCAGUCCAGGAACGACGUCUGCGGAGACCAGCUGAAGCCCCCCCGCCGCCCGAGCUUUGCCGACUUGGUCACAAUCUGCAGCCAGCGCUCCAGCGUCGUCAGCUUCGAGCCCUCCUCCUUCCAGGAACAGGUGGGGGAUCACGAGGAGGCGGACGACGAGUCCAGCGACGACGAGGACCAAGAUCAGAUAGACAGCAGAGACGCCCGCUUGAAGCUGUACGGCGAGGUCAUGAAGCAGCUGGUGAGGAAGAAGCGCAGGGAGUACAAGGCGAAGCAGUUGCGCCAGCAGCAGCGGGAAGCCUUCGAGGAGAUGCCCGCCGAAGAGCGAGACGCCAUUACGGAGGUCUGCAAGCUCUACGAGGACAAGGGGCGCAUCCUGGUCCGGGACGUGCCCCAGGCGCUGGCUGAGCUGGGGCUGCGCGGCAACAAGUCCUCGGAGAGAUUCUCCGUGGACAACGCGGUGCGGCACCUCAGCGCAGCCCUCAUCACGGACAACUCGUCCAGGCCAAGCGCGGCCGUGAAGCCAGAGAUGACGAUGGUUCCGGCAGAGCACGACGCCUCCGACCCGCGGUGCACCCUCCACGCCAACGUGGCCAACCCCCUCUGGCCUGUCCAGGACCGGCCCGCUGCAGCGUCGCCGGCGAGGUCGGCGGGGAGUCUCUCGCCCGCUCCGCCCGCCGAGAGGCACCAGAGGCGCUCAUCCAGCUUCUGGAAGGACGAGGGGAGCAAGGGCAUCUUCGUAGAGGACUUCUGCGCGGUGGUGGUGCCCGCCGCCCACGCGGAGCUGCACAGCGAGCGCGCGGAUGCCCAUUUCCAGGAGUUCAUGAAGGUCGUGACGGACGACGAGAACAUGACCAUAACGUUGGAUGUCUUCCGCGAGAUGGUGAAGAAGCGCGACUUCGAUCCCGACUGUCUGGAGGCCGCCCUGAAGUCCGUCGUCGACCGCGCGGAGGCGCGGGCGGAGGAG
Prorocentrum cordatum is the source of this 2910-nucleotide messenger RNA. NCBI's taxonomy places the organism in Eukaryota, Dinophyceae, Prorocentrales, Prorocentraceae. The record is from the annotation of a GenBank genome assembly.